Messenger RNA from Leishmania braziliensis MHOM/BR/75/M2904, 1404 nucleotides. RefSeq names its product putative inositol-1,4,5-trisphosphate (IP3) 5-phosphatase. Lineage: Eukaryota; Euglenozoa; Kinetoplastea; Trypanosomatida; Trypanosomatidae. The record is from RefSeq and is a predicted model, not a curated record. The transcript has a single exon. Gene Ontology annotation, molecular function: inositol-polyphosphate 5-phosphatase activity. Bases 1 to 1404 code for a protein of 467 amino acids.
AUGGACGAGCGGGAGGGCGGCGACAUGGUGAGCAGCAGCAGCCACCCGCGCCACCGACCCACGAACGCUGUCCAAGCCCAAAGAAGGUUGUCCUUUGAAGGCACCAACGCCAGCAGUAACAACGGCGACACCAACGGACAGGUCAGCGGCCGUGGCGUCGAUGCUAAUCGCCCGAGCAACGCGAGCUACACUGGCACGGAUCUCAUCUCUGAGCUCGACGUCAACGCGGACGCGUUCUUCACUGCCAUUGGUUCUAUUGUGUUUCUCUCGCCGCGUAUUAUGGGUAUCGCAAGCUGCCUCUCGAUUCCGCACCGCACGUAUAUCCCUGUUGUGGACGACCCACUCACCUACGCCGGCGAGGCCGGCCGGCUCUUUCACAGCGGUAAAUUUGCCGAGGCCGGUCGCUCGCGCAAAGGGUUCCUGCUUCUCUCUCUCCGUUUCGGCACCGUCCAGUUCAACGUGUGCAACGUACACCUCUUCCACGACGACGACAACCGUGUGGCGCUGGCGAGCAGCCCAAGCCCGUACACCGGUCGCCGCGCGCGGGCAAUGAAGGAGGCCAUCGCCGAAUGCAGUGCCGUCGUCGACCUCAGUGAGCCACUCUUCAUCUUCGGCGACUACAACGUUCGCCUGGAUGGAAAGCUGCUUGCUGAGUGGGUGGAGGAGAAGAUGCAGGUGACGGUGCGGCCCGAGAAGAAGCGAUUGCGCUGCCCAGAGCACUUUUGGGAGCUGUUCACCGACCCAGACACACAGAAGGAGCUGCGGACACGAUUUGACGCCGAGCUGCAGCACUUGAUGAACGAGGUGGCGCUGCUCUCUAGCGUGGAGCUGGCAGAGAUGCCUAUCCACUUUGCACCCACUUACUUCCGUGUUGCCCACCGCACUCCCACUGGGGCAGCCGUCACCAGUGCUGCGGCUACUUCUGCCGCCGCUGUGGCAACCACUCAAAAUGUAGCAGCAACGGCAGAUACUCAGCAGCCGACGUCCGCAUCGAAUGACUUGGUUGGUCGGGCUGAUGUCAUCUCUGUAGAGGAGCAGGAACAGACGGAGGGGGUGAGGGUGAGACCCCCACUAUCGGCGCCGCCACUGCCGAAGGCAACGUUGGCGAAUGUGCCUCUGACUCACGUGACGGCAUCACCCUAUCGCGACAACUUCUGCCACGAUAGGUUGCCUGCGUGGUGCGAUCGAGUGCUGUUUAAUGUGGCUGGCCUUGAGUGGAUUGCAGGUGAUCGAGCUCGCUCUGCUCAUCCGCAGACGCAGGCAGCAUCUUCAGUGUUGGGUAACGCUGUCUCCGGCUCUGAUGGACUCAAGGGCAAGCAGUGCAGUGACCAGAGCUGCUGGCACGCGUACGCGUCGAUCGACCUCAUUCACACCGAUCACGAUGGCGUAUUUAUACUGUUUUGA